UAACUAAACAUGAUCUAAACAAGAACCGUCUGAUUAAUUCACAAAAAAGAUCACACAUCUUGUAGGCUUUCAAAAAUCAUUGCUAUGAAUUGUGCUCGAAGUUGUCAGUGUCUCGUUGUAAUCUUUGGCUUUCAAGUCUUGGGUAUUUUGGCCGUGAGCUGGGAGGAGUGGUGGACCUAUGAUGGGAUCUCAGGUCCUUCGUUUUGGGGCUUGAUCAAUCCGGAUUGGAACCUGUGCAAUCAAGGAAAACGUCAAUCUCCCAUCGAUAUUCAGCCCAAGAAUAUCCUGUUCGAUCCUAAUUUGAAGGAUAUCGACAUCACGCAGAACAAGAUCGACGGGACCCUCGAGAACUCGGGUCAUGGGAUCGUGUUCACCUUGGAGACAUCUAUUAACGACAUGAUCAACAUCUCUGGCGGCCCCCUGGCCUACAAUUAUCCCAUUCAUUCCGUGGCUUUUCACUUUGGUCUCAACGAUGACGGAGGGUCAGAGCAUUUGAUUGAUGGACGUAGAUUUCCCGGUGAGAUCCAGAUAUUAGGGUAUAAUGCAGAUUUAUACGAGAACUUGAGCUUGGCAGUCCAGCAUCCCAAUGGAUUAGUGGGAAUCUCAAUUCUCAUGGAAAUCGGAGAUCUAUCCAACCCUGAAAUCCGACGAAUGACCAAUCGACUGCCCAACAUUCAAUUUGGAGGGCAAACGAGUCACCUGACGGACGUGUUCAUGGCCGGAUUUCUUCCCGCAUCUGGUUUCAUGACAUACGAAGGAUCCAUGACAGAACCCGGCUGUCAAGAAACCAUCACUUGGAUCCUUAUGAAUAGGCCAAUUUACAUCACGGAUAAUCAGAUAUUCUCGUUAAGAAAACUGAUGCAAGGUGAAAAGAGCGACCCUCGGGCACCUCUAGGGGGGAAUUUUCGGCCCAUUCAAGCGUUGAAUGGCAGAACCAUCCGAACCAAUAUCAUGCUCGGCCAUAAAGAUCAAGAUAAGAACUGCCCAACCCUUCAUAAGAAUCUAGAGUUCAAGGCGUCAAGAGGAAAGCCUGCCAAUGGUGUCAUGUGAACGAAACCUUUGUGGCACGCGAGAUAACCAUGUAUGUAUUGUUCCGAUCUGGCAUUCAUCAUAUCCAAUAUCAUCUAAUCAUCAAAUACAUCUAUAUGUGUACACUUCAAAACACUUGUUGGGCUCAAAAUGCGGCGGAGCAAAUGAAAAGAAAAGGGCAUCAGUCGGUUCUUUUUCACGAUUUCACCCACUCGCAAAGAAUGGCGAUUGAUGACUUCAAUGAACGCUUGGAACACCCGUGACCAAUGGCACGCGACAAUUCUGGUUGUAUUUCACCUCCU
Tigriopus californicus is the source of this 1331-nucleotide messenger RNA. RefSeq names its product putative carbonic anhydrase-like protein 2. Gene Ontology annotation, molecular function: carbonate dehydratase activity; zinc ion binding. NCBI's taxonomy places the organism in Eukaryota, Metazoa, Arthropoda, Copepoda, Harpacticoida, Harpacticidae. Bases 85 to 1050 code for a protein of 321 amino acids. The transcript has 10 exons. The record is from RefSeq and is a predicted model, not a curated record.